AUCUGCUUCCUCUUCUCUCUCAUUCUUUUGAUCUCAAUCUCCAACAACCCCAAAAAUCUGAACACAGCCAUCUGUAUAGAUGAUGACUUUGAUUGUGCCUGACUCAAUAGGCACAGUUUCCACCAUUGUCGGUUCUUUUUGGUAUAAGGAUGCAAUUCUACAAAAAUUUACCAAUACCUUCACAACACAUAAAUCCUUGGCUAGACGCACGGUUGUUGGAUGCGAUUCUAAAGGAAAUUCAUUCCCACACCUUUUCGCCACAUCAUCUUCGUUUUCAAGUGGAAAUCAAGGUGACCUACUGCAUAGAAUUCCUGUAUUACCCAGACCACGCAAAUCUAUAAUACCUCUGCAAGCAUCCAAGGAUAAUCCAUUCGGUUAUCGCAUUCCAAAAAUGACUGAGAAGCCAGAAUGGUGGUGGAGAAUCAUUGUAUGUAUCCCCUCUCUUUUAGCUUUGCAGAUGUUUGAGACAACAUCUUAUGUCCAAACCUUACUUGACCAACAUGGAUUCCUUGAGGAUUUGUUGUAUUAUAUCCUAGGAGUAGUUAGGAGUUUGCCUUGGUGGUUCUAUAUACUACAUUUCUACUUAGCAUACUUUGGAGUGGUGCAGAAUAAAAAAUGGCCUCAUUAUCUAAGAUUUCAUGUGGCAAUGAGCUUUUUAUUGGAAUAGGCCCUGCAAGUGGUAGUUUUGUCAAGCAAUCAUGCCACUUAUACACUUCCAAGGUACAUGUGGAUUGUACUAUUGGGCAGCUGUGGGAUUCUUAUAUAUUUUCAUCAUGUUGGAGUGUGUAAGGUGUGCUCUUGUGGGUAAGUAUGUUAAAAUCCCUUUGAUCAAUGAUAGUGCAUUUAUCCAUAGUCUUUUUAAAAUUGGGGGAUACCAACGGCCUUUCUAGGAAAUGCUAUUUAGGUUCCAUAAAAUUUAAGAGCUUGGGAUUUGGGGUAUGCCCAACAUGGAGUCCAAUGUUGCCCGAAAGAGGAGGAAAAGAAAAAGAGAAAAUAUGUUGCAGCACUGGUGUUGAAAUUUGUCUUUCCCUUUUCAUGAUGGUUAUUUCUUGAGUUGAAAAUUUUGAUGAACAAUAAACU
This is a messenger RNA of Quercus lobata, 1080 nucleotides long. RefSeq names its product protein TIC 20-I, chloroplastic-like. The record is from RefSeq and is a predicted model, not a curated record. Lineage: Eukaryota; Viridiplantae; Streptophyta; Magnoliopsida; Fagales; Fagaceae. Bases 80 to 667 code for a protein of 195 amino acids. The transcript is spliced from 3 exons.